GACAAAGCACUUGCUCAGAGGCUUGUCUGUGAGGAGACCGUUGUUUCUGUCUCCGCCUCGGACAGCAGCUUCAAGCAGAGUCGCGACUUUUAGCCUCAGGUUCACUUUGAUAACAAUAAUAAUAUAACUCGGAGACAGGUUAUAUUUCUGCGGACAUAUUAUUUUUUUCUCAACUGUUGUAAACUUUGAGAAGAAGGAGAGUUUUGACAGGAAACAGGGACUGGCGUGUGUUUUUCAUUCCCCUCCAGCGGUCCUCAGCUCCAGACAUCUUUGAGCGAUGUUUGACAAGCAGCACUACGAAAGUCCACCUGUCUACAGUCCUCCAUCCAACAAUGGCUUUGGCCCUCCGGGCAGCUUCCAAGCCCCUCAGAGCGAUUACAACGCCUAUCCACCUCCACCGGGAUCUUACUACAUUGAGGACAAACCGCAGCACUUCUACAAAUGGCUGUCACCUCCGGGGAUCAUCAAGGCCAUGAUGGCUACGGUGAUCGUGUUGUGUGUGGCGAUAUUUGCCUGCGUAGCUUCCACCCUCAUGUGGGACAUGCAGUAUGGAAUGGGAAUGGGAAUGGGAAUGGGCUACGGUAGCGGAUACGGCAUCGGCAGCUACGGUUCAGGAUAUGGUGGUUAUGGAGGGUAUGGAGGAGGUUAUGGAGGAGGCUAUGGAGGAGGCUAUGGCAGCUAUGGCUCCUACAUCUCACCUUACUCAGCCAAAUCUGCCAUGAUUGCCAUGGCAGCAAUUAACUUCAUUGGAGCACUGGCCUUCUUCAUCACCAGCUUCUCAAAAUCCAACGCUGUCCGCAGUAGGAAGUUCUUUCUGGCCCUAAUGAUAGCCAGCAUCAUCAUGGCUGUCCUGGAGGGCAUCAUAAGCAUUGUCUACAUUGUUGGGGUGAACCCAAUGGCCCAAGGCUCCUCCAGUAUGAUGUAUAAUCCGAUGCUUAUGAUGUGCCAGAACCUCUACCAGACCAGCUACUCACAAAUGGGAGGAGUGGGAGGCUUCCCCAUUUACAACCAGUAUCUCUACCAUUACUGCUUUGUGGAUCCACAGGAGGGAGUUGCCAUGGUGUGUGGAUUCCUUGUUGUCAUCGCCUUCAGUGUUGCAGCUUUUUUUGCACACAAAACAAGAGGGAAGAUCUGGCGCUAUGGGAAACCCAACAUCUACUGGGAAGAGCCACUCGUUGGCGGGAAGACCUCAGAGGGCAGAGAUGUAGAGGAAUGGGUGAACAAUGUGGAGGAAAGCCGUAGUGUUCAAGACGCCCCUACCCUGCUGGUGUCAGAGAAGGGAGCUGGGUUGCUCAACGCCUCAGCGAACAGUGUCAUCUCCUAUCCCCCAGCCAAGGUGGACAGCAGCUCCUAUAAUGAGGACACCUUCGACAACAACGAGUACUCAGAGAGGACCACCAGCAGACCAUCAGAAGUCUUCUCCCAUGGAGGAAGAACCAGCUCCAGCCCUUCAGAGGGGACUGGUGGGGGCCGCAAACCCUCUGCCAACAGGGGCAAGAGACGCAGACGUAACCCCGAGCUGGAUGAGUCUCAGUAUGAGACAGAGUACACCACAGGAGGAGAAACAGGGAAUGAACUCGAUGGAGAAGAGUGGGAGAGUGCAUACCCAGAUAUUACAUCUGAUGCUCAGCGUCACGACUACAAGAGAGAGUUUGAUGCUGACCUUAGGGAAUACAAGCGUCUUUGUGCUGAAAUGGACGACAUUAACGACCAGUUGAACAAACUCAGCCGGCAGCUGGACACACUGGAUGAGACCUCUGCCAAAUACCAGGCUGUAGCAGAGGAAUAUAAUCAGCUGAAGGAUCUGAAGCAGACGUCAGACUACCAGUCCAAGAAGAAAGAGUGUCGCAGGCUGAGACACAAACUGUUCCACAUCAAACGCAUGGUGAAGGACUACGACAAGACCCACUGAUGAACCCACUGAGUCCUGGCGCUCAGCUCUGGGGUCCACAAAGCAAACACUCACGGACAAGCAGGCCAAGAUACACUCCAGAAUACCACAAAGACUGUGACGUGUCGAGACCAAAGUUACCUGUACAGAACCAGCACACACUGGAUACGCUCACAAACACACACACACACACACACACACACACACACACACACACACACACACACACACACACACACAUAUA
This is a messenger RNA of Epinephelus fuscoguttatus (brown-marbled grouper), 2135 nucleotides long. Its product is annotated as occludin. Gene Ontology annotation, cellular component: transcription elongation factor complex; bicellular tight junction; membrane. The transcript has 9 exons. The record is from RefSeq and is a predicted model, not a curated record. Gene Ontology annotation, molecular function: cis-regulatory region sequence-specific DNA binding. Gene Ontology annotation, biological process: positive regulation of transcription elongation by RNA polymerase II; bicellular tight junction assembly; snRNA transcription by RNA polymerase II. Bases 278 to 1912 code for a protein of 544 amino acids. NCBI's taxonomy places the organism in Eukaryota, Metazoa, Chordata, Actinopteri, Perciformes, Serranidae.